Molecule: messenger RNA, 1713 nt
Organism: Uncinocarpus reesii 1704
Lineage: Eukaryota; Fungi; Ascomycota; Eurotiomycetes; Onygenales; Onygenaceae
Exons: 2
Coding region: 1-1713 (570 amino acids)
Source: RefSeq, a predicted model, not a curated record
AUGCAAAGUUUUGCUCCUAACAAUGCUUCUUUGCAACAUGCGCCGUGGACGACAGUACAACUGUCUCAGCGAGAUGUGUCGCUACAAAUUCCGAUCGACUUCAUAACUCAACCCGCCGUUUCUCUUUCAGCGGCAUGUUUUGGCAAGGGAACUUACGACGAAGAGGCCGCAAAACGAUGCAUUUCCAAUCUUCUCUCUGUUGGAUAUCGACGGUUGUAUGUCGAUUUGUACUGGUCGGUAGGAAGGGAGAAAUGGGACCUAUGUCCAGCGACAAUACCUGCGGACGGAAGUGGCCUCACUGGUCAGGCAGAUAUCUCUACUAGACGGAGUUCUUACGGGACCCUCCUUUACCAGUUGGGUCCUUACGCAUGCUCUGCAAAUGUCGACUUAGCGGGCCUGAUAAGUGUUAUUUCGGGCUAUUUUAGCAGUACAGAAGACACUUUGAGUGCGCACUUGACGUACAUGAUUUUCAAUCUUCAUGCUGCCUCGUCCCCUGGUUCUCCUGGGAGUCCAGCACCAGCUCCAACUGAAAAUCAAUUUCCAUCUGCGCUUAACUCCUUAGGAGCAACGGUGGAUAGGACGCUGGGGAGAUACAUAUAUACUCCAUCCGAACUCGACUCGGAAAGAAAAAAUUUGAACAGAUCUUGGUAUUCUGUCAGUCCCUCACUGAGACCGAUCGCAGAGUAUUUUUCUGUUGAAGGUGUACCGGACUCGCGCCACAGAACAACUGAUGGCUGGCCAGGCGAAGGAUAUUUGGAGAUUUCUAAAGCUCAAAGGCUUCUUCUUGGAUGGGGCAAGGUCGAUGCACAAAUGAGCGAAUACGAUUUCGAUGCGGAUAACCAGAUUAUCUUUUCGUCCAGCUCCAUAUCAUCUUUCGUCACAGUUACUAAGAACAACGAUAGCGAUAUUAUAAGUGAAUGCUUAUACAAUCCGGAUAGCACUGACAUCAACCGCGUUGCGGAUUGGGCGACGGCCGAGAUCCCCAUUGGCAACUCAUCAUCGCAGUUAGCAUUUUUCACUAAUCAGAUGGUUGCAUGCGGCAUAUCUCCGCUGGUCAACUAUACGCUCCUGAAUGCUACUGCUGACCAGAACAUUGAGCCUUAUCGGAAUGUGUCGCUUUCCUCGAUCUGGUCAUGGGCCGUGGGCCAGCCCGAAAGUUCGGUGAAUUCCGCUAUGGUCGAGGAAAAUCGCUGCUCCGUAAUGGACCUUUCACUUGCGGGCCAUUGGCGCGCUACUGAUUGCACAGACCGGUUAUAUGCUGCAUGCCGUGUAGCUGACUCUCCAUACAAAUGGGUCUUGUCUCGCGAGCCUGAAGCUUACGUUUUUGCAAAAGACACAUGUCCUGAGAACUCGAGCUUUGCCGUCCCGCGUACGACGCUGGAGAACACGUACCUGUACGAAUACCUUCUUAAGCAGCCGAAAGACCUCAUCGACUCGACUUCCGACGAGACAGAAAAGAGAAAUGUCUGGCUCGAUUUUAACUCAUUGGACGUCCCGAAUUGCUGGGUGUCAGGCGGGCCCAAAGCCCAAUGCCCAUACGAAGUUGACGAAAGCGCCAUCGAGCGUCGCAAUAUUCUCGUUCCUAGCAUUGCCGCCAUUAUUAUAUUGAUUAUAACGGCGCUGACUCUCUUUGUCAAAUGCAAUGCUAACCGGAGAAAUUCAAGGAGGAGAAGAGUGAUUGAAGGAUGGGAGUAUGAAGGUGUGCCAUCAUGA